Molecule: messenger RNA, 4425 nt
Organism: Mytilus trossulus (common blue mussel)
Lineage: Eukaryota; Metazoa; Mollusca; Bivalvia; Mytilida; Mytilidae
Product: prosaposin-like
Exons: 21
Coding region: 101-2356 (751 amino acids)
Biological process (GO): sphingolipid metabolic process
Cellular component (GO): lysosome
Source: RefSeq, a predicted model, not a curated record
UUGCAAUCUUCUGAUAUUCAUGGGAAGUAACUGCGUAAUCCUAGUCAUCUGACAAACAAUCAUAUGACUUUUAGAACUUGUUUUUAUUGACUUGAGAACUAUGAAGUUUCUUGUGAUUCUUUUAUUUACUUCUUUUGCCUUUGCAGACCCUGGUCUCCUUGGAACUAAAGAGUGUUCGUAUGGGCCAUCCUAUUGGUGUAGCCAUGCAUUGAAUGCCAAGAAAUGUGGGGCUGUUCAACAUUGUAUAGACACAGUAUGGAAGACACAGAUCAUUAAACCAAAAGAUACAUUGGAAUGUAAUGUCUGUAAGAUUGGUAUAACAGAAGCAAAGGAAAAGUUAAAGCAAGGCGGUACAGAGGAGAAAAUAAAGGAAUACAUGAAUGAGGUGUGUAACCUUCUGACCAGAACAGAUUUAAAAAACAAGUGUACUGCCUUUGUCAAAACAGAUCUACCUUUGUUGAUUGAUUUGCUGAAGAGUCCUCUGACCCCAGAACAGAUAUGUGCCACUUUGAAGAUGUGUACUGGCUUUGAAGACUUAGUACAACACCAAAAGAUAUCAAAACAGGAAACAUCAACAAAGAGUGCUGACGUAUGUACAGACUGUACAAAUUUCUUCUCAGAUGUCCAGAAUAUGAUAGUCAGCAAUGAGACACAGGAACAGAUAGAAGCUAUGCUGAAGCAGACUCUGUGCUCACAGCUAGAAUCCAUCAAGAGCAUGUGUAAUUUUGUGGUAGAGGAAUACACACCAGAAAUCUUACAGUACCUGGGACAAGAAGUUGAUCCCAAAACCACCUGUAGAAUUUUAGGUUUCUGUAACAACAAGGGAGAUUUGUUUACAGCUUUGAGAAUCAGGAUGCAAAAUAAAGAAACAUUCAAGAAAUUUAACAAGAAAGCUAUUGGAGGACAAGAAGAAUGUGAUGUAUGCAAAAAUGUAAUGAACGAUGUCCAGUCUCUUGAUAGAGACCCUUCGACACAGGGUAAAAUUAAAGACUUUGUGAAGAAAGAAUUAUGUAGCAGACUUGGAGAUUUAGCCAGUGAGUGUUCCAGUUUGAUAGAUCAGUAUGCUUCAGUCCUCUUUGAGUUGUUGGCAAAUGAGUUGGACCCUGAAACAGUGUGUAGCUUUGUAGGAUUCUGUAGAGCAGUUGAAAUGAAACAGCCAGCAAUAUCUGUUGUAUCCCUGACUAAAUCAGAACCCAUUAUAGCCCUGGACAUAACUCCUGCCAUGCUUAUCCACGACACCAAACCAGUGAAGACCUCAGGUGUAUAUUGUGAUAUAUGUAAGGUUGCUAUGAAUGAACUUGAUUCUAUCCUCGCCAAGAAUGCUACAACAGCCCAAAUAGAAGCAGCUUUGAACCAGCUCUGUGGCCGUUUACCUGGGGGAUUGAAGGACCAGUGUACAUCUUUCAUCAAUCAGUAUGCUCCAGCCAUUCUAGAACUCCUAAAACAAGAACUCAAUCCCACUGUUGUGUGUGACAAGUUAGGACUAUGUACACCAAUGAAAUCAGACAUCAAAUCCAGUGUUACAGCAGUAGAAUGUGUCCUGUGUGAAUAUGUCCUGUCCACCCUAGAAAGACAGUUAGGCAAUAACAAAUCUCUGGUUGUGAUUAAAGAAGCCCUUGACAAAGUGUGUAGUCUAAUGCCUAGCACCAUCAGCACAGAAUGUAUCUCAUUUGUCAACCAGUAUGAACAGUUGAUAAUCAACCUUUUACUCAAAGAAGUCAAACCAUCUGAGGUAUGCAAGUCACUUGGAUUAUGUACUGCCUCAGUCAAGUCUUUACCAGCAAUUCUGAUGAGAGGGGAACCAGUUCUCAUACCACAACCAAUCAAAACAUUACCCAAACCUGUAUCUGGAAUUCUUCUGCAAGGUGAACCAGUCAUGAAUAAAAAGAACCCAGUGAAGAGUGAUGAAGGAUGUUUAGUAUGUGAGACCUUAAUGAACUACCUGUCUGAAGCUUUGAAGGAAAAUAAGACAGCUGCAGCCAUCAAAGCUUUGUUAGAAAAAGCAUGCAACAUUCUACCUACAUCCAUGGCAAAUGAAUGCCAAGGAAUAGUGAUUGCAUUUGGAGAUAUCAUUAUCAAGGAACUGUCCCAGGAGAUAGAUCCUAAACAAAUCUGCAAGGACAUAGACAUGUGCACCUCAUCAAGGAUCAAUAAUCAGCUUCCAAAGACAGCAUCAACUGCCAUCAAAGAGGAGCUCAAAAAUGUUCUUAGGAAGGACAACAGGCUUUACUACAAACCAAAGAAUCUAGGCAAGAAAAAAUGUGGCUUUGGUCCUUCUUACUGGUGUAAAAGUAUGGAAACAGCUCAGGAAUGUGGAAUGGUCGAACAUUGCCAGGAUGUAUGGAGUAGAAAAUAAGAUCUGACUAAAAACCAACAUGACAUCUCCACUUUAUAUGAAUUAUAUCUCUUAAAAAUAUUAAUUAAAAUAACAUUUAAAGUUUCUAGAAGACCAGUAGUUUUAUAUAAGGAAGCAUUCUUUGUAUUUUUGAUAUGCUAAAACUGUCGUCUAAUGAUAGAUCUGUUUUCUAAAGACUACCGGUACGAAUUAUUGUAUAAUAUAGUAAUUGAUUUAUAAAAAUUAUUAAUUUCCAAAUUUAUGAAAGGGAAAAUCUUUAAAGAUUUAUACUCUUUAUUAAUUAUAUGAUGAGAGUGAAGAAAAGUCACACACUAAAACUGUAUAAUUUACAUUUGAGUUUUAUACAAUGAAGAUAUGAAUAUGCAGUAAAAAGUACUAUUUUGAUAUAUAAUGAAGUUAUUUCUUCACAUGAAAUACUGCUUUUAAAUAUUUUUUGAAUGUAUUUAUACUUUACUUAAUAUUUACAUGCUUUAAUUGUUUUAUGUUUAUUGUGAUGAAAAGUUGCUUUUUAUACUUUUAAAGUUUUGUAUGAAAAUUUGUGUUUCAUGUUCAUAAUUAUCUUUAGACAGUGUAAAAAAUAAAUACAUCUAGAAGAGACAGGUAAAAGUUAGCACAAAACAAAAUAUAAAAACUGGUUAUAGUAAAAAACAAAAAAUUAUGAAAUACUCUUCCAACUUCAAAGAAAUAGAUUGUUUUUAAGUUUUUGAAAGAACUGAUUCUCAUGGUACGACUACCGGUGUAAUUCCUUUGCAUUUUUAUAGAUCAGAUUUAACAGUGUAUAAUGAUAAAGCAAUUAACAGUCUUAUGAAAAAUACUAUGACAAAUGUUUAAAAUGAAAAGAUAUUUAUAAAUUAAAAACAUUUAUUUGAUGUAUAUCAAUUUUGGUGCCUUUCUAGUAAUUAAACAUAAUAUGGGAAAUCCUUUAGUUUGCUGUUGAUAUUUGAAUAGGAGUUUAGCUAAAUUUAUGUUUGAUAGCACAAUAGCAACAUAGGUGCUGCAAAUAAUGUGUAAAUAAUUUGUAAAUAUUUAAUGAGAUUUGCAUUAUGUUAACUAUGAGUUAUUCCCCUUUAGUUGAAAAGCUUAACAUUACCAUAUCAGAAGUUUAAUGUGUUGAUAUAGAGAAUUUAUGAAUUUAUGAACAGAUAGAAAAAAACACAAAACAACGUUCAGCAUUUGAAAUGUAAAAAAAAGACACAAAAGUAAAAUCUUAUCUUCAAAUGUUGUAUAGGUCUCGUGUUGAUGAUUUGUCUCAUUGACCUUAUACCAAUACAUAUGAAUUAAAAAUAUAUAUUUUUUUCAUUUUUAUAGAAAAGAAAAAAGUACUUUAAAAUUUCCAUAUAGGGUUAAAUUAUUAUAGUUCAAUUUCUGCUUUUGUUUAACGUGAUGUUUGAUGUGUAUUUAAGUAUAUCAGAAUAAAUUCUCAUUUAAAAUCUUUUUAAGUAACAAAAAUACUCUUGUAAUUAUUCUUUUUAAUCCAUAGCUUAUAAUUUAUUAGUCACCAUAGCUAUUUUUUUUAUUUAUGAACAAACUUUAUAAUAGCACAGUAUCUCUGCUUUGAAUAAAAGAAAAAAAAAGGUCUGCUUUCUUUGCCUUGAUAUUAAAUGUUUUAGCUUUUUACUGGAUCAUAACUCUCAUAGAUUAGAUUCAAUCAAACCUACAAAAUGUAAGUUAUCUGAAUAUUAAUAAGGUGGGGAGAUUAUUAUAAGGUUUUGAAAAAUAAAUCUAACCAAAAGUUGUUUACUUUAUUUUGGAGUAAAAAAUGUUAAAAAAAACUAGGAAAAAAAAAUAUAUAAAAACCUGUAUAGAUUUUCGACACACAUUUUAUUGAUGUAGAACGAUUCCUUUGAAAAUCUACAAUUAUAAUUUGAUUUAAUUGUACAUCAAUCAUUUCAUGAUUCUAAUUUCUGAAAUAUUGUGCUGGUAACAAUAUGUUAAAUGUAGUGAACAAUUUUCCAGUUACUUCCCUUUAUUUGAUGACAAGAUAUUGAUUCUGAUGUAUGAUUUAAUAAAACUUUUGUUAUAACAUAUGUAUGUUACAGCUGUUUUGCAAUAAAACAUUCCUUUCUCUA